AUGAAUAUCACGGGCUUUAACCAAACGGACGCAGGUCUGUUCAACAAAACAGACGAGAUUUUCUGCUGUAACUUUUCCUCCGUGGUGACUGACAAUGGCUUUGUUGCGGCCGCUCCGGAUGAGAGAAGCCUUUUCGUCAUGCGUGUGGUCCAGAUCGCCGUCAUGUGCGUCCUCUCCCUAACCGUGGUGUUUGGCAUUUUCUUUCUGGGCUGCAACCUGCUCAUAAAGUCUGAAGGGAUGAUAAACUUUCUGGUAGCGGACAGAAGACCGUCCAAAGAGGCGGAGGCGGUAAUAGUCGGGGCGUACUGA
Knipowitschia caucasica is the source of this 309-nucleotide messenger RNA. Lineage: Eukaryota; Metazoa; Chordata; Actinopteri; Gobiiformes; Gobiidae. The record is from the annotation of a GenBank genome assembly.